AUGCGCAUUCUGGCGAGACUAUCAAAUAAACAAGUAGGGUUAGUAUAAUAUUGAACGCCUCUUGAAAAUGUCUGCAAUUCUAAAAUUAGGACGUGUCAGGUCAAUAUCGGGACUUUUUCGGACCCAGAAAGCAUGCAUGUCGGUGGCACUUCCGCAACCAAACCCAGAACCGGACAUUAAAUAUACAAAGGUGUUUAUCAAUAAUGAGUGGCGGGACUCUGUUAGUGGCAAAACAUUUCCGACUGUUAACCCAAGUACCGGAGAGGUCAUCUGCCAGGUAGCAGAAGGUGACAAGGCUGACGUAGACAUAGCCGUAAAAGCCGCCCAGGAUGCCUUUAAAUUGGGAUCGCCAUGGCGACGUAUGGAUGCUGGUGAAAGGGGCUACAUUCUCAACAAAGUUGCUGACCUCAUUGAACGAGACAGAAAAUACCUUGCUGAAUUGGAAACAUUGGACAAUGGUAAACCGUACAAUGUGUCCUACAACACCGACCUUACUCUUGUUUUACGUUGCUAUAGAUACUAUGCUGGAUGGGCAGACAAAAAUCAAGGCAAAACCAUUCCUAUUUGGGGAGAUUACUUCAGUUACACAAGACACGAGCCAGUUGGAGUAUGCGGACAAAUUAUCCCUUGGAAUUUCCCAUUGUUGAUGCAGGCAUGGAAGCUCGGACCAGCACUAGCAACAGGAAAUGUUGUUGUCAUGAAGCUUGCUGAGCAGACGCCCUUGACAGGACUUUAUAUUGCCUCCCUUUUUAAAGAGGCUGGUCUUCCAGAAGGAGUACUCAAUAUUAUCCCAGGGUAUGGACCUACAGCAGGAGCUGCAAUCUCCAAACACAUGGAUGUACAUAAAGUUGCCUUUACUGGAUCUACUGAUGUCGGCCAGAUUGUUGCAGCUGAUGCCGCAAGCUCCAAUUUGAAGAGAGUCACGCUCGAGCUGGGAGGCAAGAGUCCAAACAUCAUUUGUGCUGACGCAGAUG
Ruditapes philippinarum (Manila clam) is the source of this 974-nucleotide messenger RNA. Its product is annotated as aldehyde dehydrogenase, mitochondrial-like. NCBI's taxonomy places the organism in Eukaryota, Metazoa, Mollusca, Bivalvia, Venerida, Veneridae. Gene Ontology annotation, molecular function: aldehyde dehydrogenase (NAD+) activity. The record is from RefSeq and is a predicted model, not a curated record.